CCGUCCAUAUUUCAACUAUUAGUUUUAGGAUCACAUUCUAUCUUCAAAAAUGAUGCCAGCCACUGUGUAAGGCGUAUACAUUUACUUGUAAUCAUCGGGCUGGUGCAAGCUUCCAGAUAUUCAUUACCAAAACAUGCAGAGUCUAUAUGCCGGCGCUCCACGCGACGCUGUGGUCCCAACCUCUGCUCCAGCGUCUCGGUAAUUCUUCGGGGAAAGCAAAUUUACUUCGCGGCAAAGUUGAAGCAUGUCUGAGGAUUACUACUGAACUUACGUAUUAUGAACACUGACUGGCUGGCUGCCUUCCAAUCCACAAUUACAAGAUAUGUACCUGAGUAAUUAAUGAAAACAUGAACACAUUUUGAAUAUUAUUUCAUAUUAUCAUGCAUGUAUCUUCUUCCGUUGUCGCUAGAGAGGAGCCUCAUUGCGAGAAAAAUCCCCACUAUUUGCCUCACUGCAUCACCACAACUAAUUUUCGUAAUGUUUGCUGAAACGUUCGAACUGCUGAGUGCCAUUUCUCAACAGCAACAUUGGCGCUCUCCGCAGAGCUCGUGCUUGCUGAAUCUCGUGUGCAUCGCGACAGCGGUGUUGUGGCAUCACCUUCGACGCUGCCAAGACAUCCGAAUGCCUCCAGAUCCCGAGUACGACUACAUCGUCGUUGGAGCCGGGACAGCCGGUUCCGUGCUGGCUCGGAGGCUUCUGGACGGCGCUGUGGGGCCGGAUGGUAGUCCGGCGCAAGUUCUGCUUGUAGAAGCUGGCCGCGGCGAAGCUCCUUGGUACGCCUCUGUACCGCUGCUGUCUCUGGCGCUACAGGCGACCUCCAUUGACUGGAACUUCGUGACGGCGCCUCAGAAAGACGCUCUACAGUGCUACUACAACCAGAGUUUGCGGUGGCCCCGUGGAAAAGCAUUAGGCGGCAGCUCCAACCUCUACUGCAUGAUCCACUCCAGACCCACCACUGAGGAUUGGGAAGAGUGGAAUCGGCGCUGCCAGACGUGCGGAUUCCCGGCUGAACGCGUGGCCGCUCUCUACCGCAAGCUGGAGUUCCCAGUCGGUGACGGGCACGCGGACAGGACGCCCGACGCGAGAAUUCCGGUGACGGACAACGCCUGCAGCACCUCGGAGAUUUGCUCGGCGCUAAGGCAAGCGGCUGGACACAUAGGGCUCGGCCUCGAGAAGAAAGAAAAUCAGAUGCAACAAAGCAAUUUGUACAAGGGCAGAAAGUGGACCACAUAUGAUCUAUACAUUAAGCCUGUUCUAAGUAACUCAAGGUUGAGGAUUAUGACUGGGGCGCAUGUAAGCAAGGUGCUCUUCGAAAAUACUACGGCAGUCGGUGUCGAAGUCAUUUCUUACGGCAUAGUUUACCACGUGGCUGCUAAACGUGAAGUCAUCAUUUCAUCAGGCGCGGUCGGAUCACCUCAUAUUCUUUUGUUGUCCGGUAUUGGAUCAAGAGAUAUUUUGGACAAAUUCCGGAUACCGGUUAUUAAUGAACUUCCAGGAGUAGGAAGCAACCUUCAAGAACACGUUACUGUACCCAUAUACGUCAAUCUAAAAGCUCCCGUCAGCAUCAAUGAAUAUAAAAUAAAGAGUUUAUGGCAAAUCUGGAAGUAUAUCUGGGGUGAAGGUCACCUUGCCUCCAGUGCUGUUGCAUCUGUUCUCAGAACAAACGUCAAAGAUCGUCACCUUCAAGCAAUGUUUCUAGCUAUGAAUUUUGGUUCCUUCCGAGAAGACGUACUCGCAAGAAUUUCUAAUCUAAAGAAGGAGGAUAUGGACGCUUUGUUCCCAGACAUUGGGAAGGAUGACAAAGAAGGAUUUUUGCUGCUGGCCACCUGCCUUCACCCAAAGUCGAAGGGUCGCAUUUCCUUAAACACAGGCAACGCUCUUGACCCGCCGAACAUUGACCCACUGUUUUUCAACGAUCCUCACGACAUUCACUGCGUGACUAAUGCAAUGAAAACAGCUCUCGCGUUGGUGUCCGACAAGGCCAUGUAUCACCUGGGAGCAUCGGCGCAUUUACCUAAACUCCACUACUGCAAUCAUUUGGAGGUAUCCGCAGAUAACAGCGAUUUUCUAGAGUGCUGGGCUCGAGCUGCAGCGGGAUCCCUCCACCAUCCGGUGGGAACGGCAGCCAUGGGUGACUCGUCGGACCCGUCAGCGGUGGUUGAUGGCCACUUCAGGGUCAGAGGCAUGGAGAGAUUACGUGUCGUCGAUGCUUCGGUCAUACCAUUUGCAUUGUCAAGUACGCCACAUUCUGUUGUGAUGCUGCUAGCAGAGCGAGCCGCCGAAAUUAUAAGCAGCUCUUAAAACAGGUGCUGUAAGAGCUGGAGAAAGAUUGGAAUCAGAACUGGCCACAAAAAGUGCAAAAGCAGCCGACCCCACACUUCGUAUGGAGCAGGAACUUCCCCAUUACAGAGGAUUUCUCUGUCAGACAGCCCAA
This is a messenger RNA of Dermacentor silvarum, 2434 nucleotides long. Its product is annotated as alcohol dehydrogenase [acceptor]. Gene Ontology annotation, molecular function: oxidoreductase activity, acting on CH-OH group of donors; flavin adenine dinucleotide binding. Bases 385 to 2301 code for a protein of 638 amino acids. The record is from RefSeq and is a predicted model, not a curated record. The transcript has 12 exons. Lineage: Eukaryota; Metazoa; Arthropoda; Arachnida; Ixodida; Ixodidae.